AUUCUUGCUAUAUUAUCACGGUGAAAUAUCAGAAUAUUCCCGUGGCAGUUUAGCUAAUUAAAGAUUGAUUUAUGUUUCUAUUUCGCAGAGAAAGUCGCGAGCGCCCAGAGGGAACUGUCGGCACUAAUGAAACCGCUGAAAUGCGAUCUAUGCAACGCAGUUAUGAACUCGACGCUGCAGGCGAAGUUGCAUUACGACGGAAAACCGCACCAGAAGAAGGUGUCCAUGUUCCUCAACCAAAGCGUGAAGAAACAGAAAACCGAGGACGGGCAAGUCAGUAGCACGACCAACGACUGGCAAAAUUACUGCGACAUUUGUAAAACGUGGUUCACGUCGCAAACGGACGCGACGCAACACUAUGCCGGCAAAAAGCAUAUCAGAGCAGCGAACGGUGGACGACGAUCGAGGCCGUCGAAGAAGUCGCAAAAUCAAAAUCAGUACAGUCAAAUAGAUCCUACCAACCGAUUCGGGAUAGGAUUGGCUUUUCAGGCUGAAACGCAAUCCACGACUGCACCCGUGCAACCGGUUGUACCAGAAGGUGCCAUGUCGCAAACGGUACCGACCACGGUAGCACCGGGGGCAGGCGUGGGACCAGGAGUAGCAGCAGGAGUAACGGGAGGAGGAACCAUUUAUACACCACCAACUUACCCCACACCGCUACGUUGCGAUUUGUGCGGGGUUUCCGCCAACCGACAAGAUCAAUUGGAAACGCACAAGCGUGGUGCCAGACAUCUGAGGAUGCUCAGAUUGAACGGGUUACCUGUACCCGAACCUGGAGUCGAGAACGAAACCACUCCUGCCACUCCUGGACCUAUAGAUUAUUCCAUCUACAGGACACCCUCGGGCCAGUAUUAUUGCGCGCCGUGCAAUUUGUCGUUAAACUCCGAGAGCACGUUCGCUCAGCACGUGGAGAGCAAGAAACACAAGAACCAGUCGAAUCCAAAAUCUCCGUCGAAUUCGGCGGUGGCGUCGAAGAAGGCCAGAUCGAAGAAGAAAUAAAACCGCGGGUCCGUGAUGCGCGCAUCGCGUAGACGCUCUGUACAUUAUAAUUCUUCGUCUGUCCAUUGUUUUCACCGAAAUUUGUCUCUCUUUUCCCGUUAUCAUCGCGGAUGUAACGUCGUUGUAUCGAGGCGACGCACGAUGUUCCGUGCGAUGAGAAAUAAAACUCUUGUUCGAUAUGGAA
Messenger RNA from Megachile rotundata (alfalfa leafcutting bee), 1183 nucleotides. Its product is annotated as zinc finger protein 346. The record is from RefSeq and is a predicted model, not a curated record. Gene Ontology annotation, molecular function: nucleic acid binding; zinc ion binding. NCBI's taxonomy places the organism in Eukaryota, Metazoa, Arthropoda, Insecta, Hymenoptera, Megachilidae.